AUGGUAUGGAUCUUAGCCUUCACUUGCGUUUCGAAGUCAUGGUUUGUCCUAAUCAACGACCCAGAUUUCAUCGAGAUUCACCUCAAUCGCUCCAUUAAGACCAACCGAGAACGCGCUCUCAUUUCAGAAGCACACAAGGGCCUUACGCCGCAGACUUACUACUCGGUAAACUUUUCCGACAAGAAACGGUCCAGCAAGCCGGUGGAGAUCUACCGGCCAUUCAACCAUCCAGGAGAAAUGUUCAAUAAAAUUGUAGGCCAUUGCAACGGCCUGGUUUGCCUCCAUAUCUGUUCCUUUUGUUGCUCCUUUGAAGAAAUAAACAAAUAUCCCAAUUAUGAGAUUGUGAUUUGGAAUCCAUUGAUCAGAAAAUACAAAAAGUUACCCUUUAAGCCGAUAGAAAAUCCUGAUGAUUAUGUGUUAAAAGUAGCAUUUGGGUAUGACCAAAUCAACGACGACUACAAGGUUGUAUGGAUUUUGAAGCCCCGUCCACGGCUUGCCUCUGAUCUUGCAAGUGUGGCCGAAGUUGGUCAUCAUGUAUAUAGUCUUAGAGGAAAUUCUUGGAGAAUGGUGGAAGACAAAUGGCCUCACAAGGAUUUGUAUUUGCAUAUGCAUUGCUCGGCUUCCUUGAACGGUGCUUUGCAUUGGGUGGCUGGUCGGAGCGGGUUAACAAGUGCCAUUGUCGCACUCGAUCUCAACACUGAGAAAUUUCGAAUGCAUGCGGAGUACGGGGUGGCGGCGAGCAAUUGGACAUGGCUUUAUAGGUUGCCGCAUAGUCCACAACAAACUCCUUCCUACUCCAAGCCUUUAGCCCUCUCAAACAAUGGCGAAGAGGUUUUGAUGCAUGAGUAUUCAGGGAAACUUUAUUGGUAUAACAUAAAAAAGAAGAGAAGCAGGAUUGUUGAGAUUCAAAAAAGGAAAAGGAUAGAAGAAUCCGAGUUGAACUUUGUUGUUGUGGGAAGCCUCCUUCUCCUUGAUGGGGAGCUUGACCAUUGA
Corylus avellana is the source of this 993-nucleotide messenger RNA. NCBI's taxonomy places the organism in Eukaryota, Viridiplantae, Streptophyta, Magnoliopsida, Fagales, Betulaceae. The record is from RefSeq and is a predicted model, not a curated record.